AUGUGGACUAGAGGAAAAGAGAGAGAGAGAAGAACGGCUGAAGCAAUGUUGAGGAACAAACAGGGAGAUAACCAAGGUAACCUAGAACCUCACGGUUCUAGGGAUUCAUCUUUUCUCUCCCAGCCACCUUCUGACACAUACUUGGGCAACCCAUGGGUUGAGGAGGGUGAUCAAGGGAGAAGAUUAGAGGAAGAAGAUGGGGGAUCAACUGGUGGAAGAAGUUUGUAUACAGAUUGUCCUUUAGUAGCGGCUAAGGUAGCUCAAGGAAAGAUGAAUCCUCCUGAGAUGUGGAAGAGCUCAAGGAAUAGGGGAACAGGAGGGAAUGCAGUAGCGGUGGGGGAGCCGAGGCAGAUGAAUGUGGCAGCAGGAGAGGAUGUGGAUGAGGGAAAAGGCCUGGACCCUUUGGUUUGA
Molecule: messenger RNA, 411 nt
Organism: Tremella mesenterica DSM 1558
Lineage: Eukaryota; Fungi; Basidiomycota; Tremellomycetes; Tremellales; Tremellaceae
Exons: 2
Coding region: 1-411 (136 amino acids)
Source: RefSeq, a predicted model, not a curated record